Molecule: messenger RNA, 2214 nt
Organism: Papilio machaon (common yellow swallowtail)
Lineage: Eukaryota; Metazoa; Arthropoda; Insecta; Lepidoptera; Papilionidae
Product: caskin-1-like
Exons: 2
Coding region: 1-2214 (737 amino acids)
Molecular function (GO): nucleic acid binding; zinc ion binding
Source: RefSeq, a predicted model, not a curated record
AUGGCGCUGAAGGAGGCGGCGGAACGUCGGCGGGAGGAGGACGCAGCCGCGGACCCUCUUCGCCGUCGUCGCGAGUCUGCGACAACACUGGAUAAAAUGGAAAUGGCAAGCUUCAAUAAUUCAUUACCCCAGGAGGGUACCGCUGGUAACACCAGCGGAGAAUCCCUCCCAGAGGUCACUCUGACCUCUGGCCGGCCCUCGUAUUCUGGGGGGGCCAAAGACUGCCAACCAACGACCUCGGCGAAAAUAACGGACAACGAUGCAAAUGAUAUGGAUUCGACGACUGGAAGAGUAGGGGAUGACAGGGAGAACGACUUGGAGCUAGUCUCAAUGUCGGAAUCCUCUGACUCGGACAGCACACUGGAGGGCUUCCCUACUGGAAGGAAGACAAGCACGAGCACGGCGCGGAAGAAGAACAGCGGUUCCGCGACCCGUAAAAUCUCCCUCAAAUUCCCAACUGGGAUACAGAGCAAGGGGAAGAAGAGGGCCUUAAAAGAAGUGGAAGCAGCGGGCCCGGUCACAAAAGUGUCCACCGCAGCGAGAGGCCGUACCAGACGACCAGGGGCGCACAACGCCUACCUGCAGGAGCCGGCGGCUGCGACAAUUGAGGCCCUUGCCGCGAGAGCCCUCCUGAAUGUGGCCACCAUUCAGGGGGAGGUCAAAAAGAGCGGCAAUAUAAAGGGCACAGUGCUGGGGCACAUAAACCGGGCCACAAAGGAGGUGAUCGAGGCGGUGGAGGAGCUCCGAUCGAUCACCCCCCAAGAGGAGCAGCGACGGCUCCGCGCGGAAAAUGCCAGAUUGGCAAAGGAAGUCGAGAUCAUCCGCGCGGAGCUGAAGGCAUUUAAAGAGGCAUACUCGGAGUCGCAGAACUCGGGCGCGCUUGACGAGAUGAGGCGCGAACUUCUAGAAUCCGUAGGCGGGAUGGUGAACGCCCGCCUCGGAGACCUGGAAUCGCGCCUCCCCCCUGAGCCGGUGGUCAGACCACCCCUCCAGGCGGAUAGGCUCCAUCCGCCACCGCCGCGCCCUGUGGCCCGGCCAAACCUAGUGGCUGGUGCCGCUAGAACCGCAGAGGCACAACCGGCCCCGGCCCCAGCGGCCAAAGCCGGACCGGCCCCAAGGCCGAAAAGGAAAGCUAAAAAGACCGGACCGGCCGCCCCUCCCCUUCCUCCACCUGCUGGCGGAGAGGGGAGCGCAGGGAAGGCCGCAAAGGCCAGAGCCGGAACCGCCAAUCCCGCCCCCCAAACACCCGGGGGCGACGAGACACCGUGGACCCAAGUGGUCGGCCAGAAGGCCCGGAAGAAGAAGAAGAAGGCUCCGGCCGGGGCCCCGCCCGCUGCACCAGUUCACCCUGGUAGGGUGCAGCGGGUUCCCCCCCCUCCCAAGGCUGUAAAGAUCGUGGCCCCCAAAACGGCGGCCAUAACCGUCACCCUCAAACCGGGGGCCACGAUCACAAACGAAGCAGGACAGGUCUCUGAGGCCAAAUACGUCGACGUCUUGGCCAAGGCCAAGGCAGCAAUCUGCCUCAGGGACCUAGGCUUGGAGACGGUGAAAGUCAGAACUAGCAUGACCGGCUCCAAGCUAAUGGAGGUAGGGGGGACCACCCCGGAAGAGACGGCUGACCGCCUGGCUGCCGAAUUGGUCAGAGUCAUCGGCGACUGGGCGGACAUCGCGCGUCCGUCCAAACUUGCAGACCUUCGGGUCUCCGGUUUGGACGAGACGACGACGCGCGAAGAGGUGGCAGCCAAACUGGCGUCAACCGGGGGCUGCCACCCCGAUAUGGUCAAAGUGGGCCUAAUCAGGCCCAGCUUCUGGGGUGGGGGUUCCACUCUGGUGCGGUGUCCGGCAGCGGCGGCGAAAGCCCUCGCACAGAUAGGGAAGGUGGCCAUUGGAUGGUGCAUGGCCACCGUCACCGCGGUGAGGGCCCGGCCGCUAUGCUGCUUUAAAUGUAUGCAGCUGGGCCACACCCGGGCACUAUGCCCAUCGGAGGCAGAGGAUGGUCGCCUCUGCUUCCGAUGUGGCCAGGAGGGCCAUAAGAGGGCUGCGUGCGAGGCGCCUGUCAACUGCGCCGUGUGCAAUAGGACAGGCUGCCCGCACGCACAUAUAAUGGGGGGAGCAAAAUGCACCCCCCCCCACUGUGAGGGGGAAGGCCCGCACCAUCGGCCCUCCCCCUGCGCCACAAGCGCAACCGCCGCCCAGGCUGCAGCCGCAGCCUGA